UGAGGAGGACCAGAGCCAGUCGAUUCUUAGCCUCCAAGUGUUGUGUUGCUUGCUGUACUUGCACGACUUGCGUUUUUUUUUAGAAAGAUAUUCUAGUGAUUGCAAAAAUUAACCGGCACAAUUCCCUAUAAAAUCUGGUCGCUUUGAAACGACGAAAAUUCUAAAAAGUGAAUGAUCGUUAUUAUUUGUUUUUCAAUGUACGAAAACAAAUCGGGAAUAAUGGGCUAAACGCGGAGAACACGCGAGGACUUUUUUAUUUUCUUUUGAGUUGGACCGAGUGACACUUUUAUUUUGUGAUGGCCAGUAACAACGUGCAACACUAUCAACAACCAGGACAACAACAACAAGCCAGCUCGACACCGUACCAAUGCAAAGAAUGCGGACUUUACUUGAACUCUGCGGAAUCCCUCGAAGUCCACCUUCAGUACCAUAAGGAAAAUCUACUCAACAAGUGGGCCAAUCAAGCUGCCGCGCCACCCGUUGAGGAAACAAACAACAACACGAAAAUCAAACAUUCCCAAUCAAAUAUGCCAUAUAAUCAAGAGUAUUCUAAUAAAAUGACAUCGCAAAACUCAUUUCGUUACCACCCCUAUCAAUACGAUCGAUCAAACUCUCAAUCUUCGCAAGUCUCGUCAUCGAGUCCCGUUUAUCUCGCACAACCCACACCAUCACCAAGUCCGAAACAAUGCGAUAAAUGCGGAUACGUUUGCGAGUCGGCCGCACAACUUUCCGAACAUAUAAACGUUACCCAUCCGCCAACGCCGGCUAAUCACCACGGAAAUUACCAAAACUAUAACAUGUUUGCCGGGUGCGAUAUCAUCAAAACCGAGGGAGAACAACAAAGCGAAAUUUUAGAUCUUGAUUCCCAUAAAGUUCACCAAGUUUUCACGGAAGAAGAAAAGAGGCAAAACGCUGAAAUGAUUAGUCAAAACCCGCAUUCCGUAUCUGCCAUGUUAAAUCAAUGGUCACCCGAACAUCAAAAUUCGCAACCAAAAAUGUUCGGGCAAGACGCUAGAAUGUAUAUGCCCCCAGAAAAGGGGAUAUUCCCCAACGGUAUGAUCGAUCAAAAAUUAUUUCAAUCAAGUCAAUCACAAAGCGAUUUUAUUCCAAACGGCUUAACCGCCGAUAGUGGGAUGAACCCCGGAUACAGAGCUUUUGAUAUACCGCCUCAAGCGCCGAAUCCCGGGAUAAUACCUGGAAAUCAACCCGGUCCUCCGCAAUCAACACCAACGCCCACAAAAAGCGCUACGUGGAAAUCGAAUGAAGCAAGAAGGCCAAAAACGUAUAAUUGCACAGCUUGCAAUAAAUGGUUUACGAGUUCAGGGCAUUUAAAACGACAUUAUAACACGACGUUACAUAAAAACGCCGUUAAAUCAAGUGGCCAACCCGAUCCUGCGACUUUGCCAAUUAGCACCCAUCACCAUCCGGCUAGAGGGGAUCAAAAUAAUCGGGGAGAUGAUCAAUCGUCGAAUAGUCCAAGGGAAGAAUCACGAACAGAACAGGAACAAGUACAAAAUUUUGAUCGCACACCGAUGAUGCAGCAAUCACCCGCUGGUCCUUACGAUCGCCCUCCAGGGCCAAACGUGCAUCAUCCGAUUGGUUUGCAUCACCCAACCGGCCUACCAAAUUUGUCGGGGAGUCCCCCAAACGGGGAGGCAGGCCCCUCAGUUAUCGAUUCGAGGGGCCUGCUAUCACUCAACACUAUGGGCAAUACCAGCAACCCACUAACCAGCACCAGCAACAGUGGUUUCCUGCCCCCUAUGGUGAUGCCAAUGGAAGCCACCCAAUACCAGAUGUACCCAAACGGGGAUGCCCCCCACGUUUCGCCAGUUAUUAUCACCAACAACCACAAUACUACUGGUGAAGAUCACGUCCAAGAAUACCACGCCCAUUUAACUGAUAUCAGUACUUCUACUGUGGAAGAGGGCCAACCUUUGCCCAGUUUCUCGCAAAUUCAAGGGCACAGAUACGGCCACAUGGGCAAUUAUCAAGCGGACGUGGGGGGCACGGGGUCGGUAACGGCCCCUUACUCGUACUACAGCAACUCAUUUAACCACACGAAAAGGUACAACCAACAAAAUAACUCUUCAAAACUUUCAGUACUUACACCGGCAGAUCCCACAUCGAUAGAAGGCGAUAUGUAUCCAUUAGCGCCUAUUAAUAAUAAUAAUUUAAUAGUAGCAACCGAUGGACAAUUAAGGCCUGAAGUUAAAUACGAAAUGUCAAAUUUUCCACCUGAAUCUGCUCGUACCAGUGGAGAAAUGGAAGAGAACAACCCACAGAUAACAUCCACGUCGAACAUCGUCAAACCACAGCCGUUACACAAAUGCUUUGAUUGCGAUAAGGUUUUUAAUAAAUCUUGUUAUUUAACACAACAUAACAAAACUUUUCACAGCGGCGACAAACCGUUCAAAUGUGCCAGAUGCGGGAAAAGAUUUUCCUGCGAACAACAGCACAUGGAGCAUCAGAGCAAACACGCGGGAGACAAACCUCAUAAGUGCGACCAAUGUCCAAAACAGUUCAAUCACAAAACCGACCUGCGAAGACACAUGUGCCUUCACACCGGUCAAAAACCCUUCGUGUGCGAGCUAUGCGGAAAGGGAUUUAUCAGGAAAGAUCAUAUGGUGAAGCACGGCGAAACUCAUCUUAAGAAACCACAUUCCAAAUCAGGUUCCGCAACCAGUGCUAUUUCCGUUGCGGACCAAUAACUAAAAGAAAUAUGAAAGUUUUUUAUUAUGAAGUUUGUCUUUGUGUGUAUGUCGAUUUGAAUAACCAUAAAAUAAGUAAAUAUUAUUCAAAGCGGCAUCCUGGCGUCGUUUACUCAGAUGUUCUGUUAUUUUUGUUGUAUAUAGUUACUUUUUUUAAGUAUUUUUUUAUUGUAAUCGACAAGUUAAUUGCUCAAAGAUUAUUAAUUUAUACAUAAAUAUGUAGAUCAGAACAGUUGGGUUAAUUUUCUAUGACGCAGUUUAUUCAACACAUUUUUUUGUUACUAUAUUGCCACUGUGAUUGUUCAUAUUAUAUAAUUAUAAUUAAUUAUUAUGUAAUUAUUAAAUGUUAAUUAUUAAAAAUGAAUUAUUAAAAAUUAGUUAUUAAUUAUUAAACAUUCCGUGUGAUUUCGAUCAUAUUAUUGUAUUACAAUUUUAUUCCAGUAUAAACGAGGUCAUUGAAAAUUAACCAUUCUGUAAUAAUGUAUAUUUUUAAAAAAAAGAGCAAUAUACGAAAACAAUAGGAAAUAAGUGGUAGUGACGAGGAAAUACUUAAGCAAGAGAAUAAAAAAUAUUACUACUAAUAUGAACAAAACAGAAAUACCUCAGUCUUCUCAGUUAUUUUAGAUUUAUAAAUACUAUAAUAUUAAUAUUUAUAUCAGAUUAUAUUAAUAAUUAAUACUAUAUCAAUUUUGUGUACAAAUGAAGUUAGAAAGAGAACUGACGUUGUAUAUUGAAUCAGAUUCAGAUGAGAAAAAAAAUAACAUAUAAAAUAAAAAAAGAUUUUAGCUAGUGAAUGUAAAAGUGGUUAUGCGUUUGCGUACCAUAAAUCAAUUUUAAUAAUGUAUUAACGCAAUAAAUAACCUGUACAACGCAGACAAUUUUUGAUAUUUAAUUGAUGGACGAGGACGUUUGAAUGAUUCAUUUUCUAGACAAGUAUAUUUUUCCGAUACCGUAACUACCUCAGUUUUUCAAUAUGAAUCUCAAAACUAAAUAAUACAGUGCCAAUCAGUGAACACACAAUAAAAUUAGUGUCUAUCUUCGUGCCAAAACCGUCCCCCGAUCAAAUCGAAAUCGAAAAUCAACGAAACGCACUCAAAUUUACUUUCGUUUCGUUGAUUUUCCAAAUAACCGUUUGAAUCUAGGGGACACUGUUGUGUAUUUAAAUUCAAUUUCGUUUUAUUAUUAGUGCAAUUAUUAUCUAGAACGGUUUUUAUUCGACGCUGUGAUCGUUUAUUACUAUUUCUUUCUGUAUUCGAAAAAACAGGAUGAUAUAAGACGAGUGCUCGAUAAUUGUAUUGUUGUUGUUCCUAAGUUCAGUCGAAAGAGUGCGAAUUCGAGUGAACAUUUGUAAGUUACACACGACCCCUGUUAGCGUUGUUGUCAGAUGCAUUCCAGGUUCUAGAUAAUUGUGUAUCAUUUGUUAAGACUGAAUAUUUAUUCCGUCAUUUUUUUAAUCUGUACAUAUGAUUUCUCUAAUUUGCAUUUUCGGAUAAUGUGUUUAUAUCAAAUUAAUAUGUUAAAUAAAUUAAAUAUUGAUUAUAA
Molecule: messenger RNA, 4250 nt
Organism: Onthophagus taurus
Lineage: Eukaryota; Metazoa; Arthropoda; Insecta; Coleoptera; Scarabaeidae
Gene: zld
Product: zinc finger protein zelda
Biological process (GO): regulation of transcription by RNA polymerase II
Cellular component (GO): nucleus
Molecular function (GO): RNA polymerase II cis-regulatory region sequence-specific DNA binding; DNA-binding transcription factor activity, RNA polymerase II-specific
Source: RefSeq, a predicted model, not a curated record